UGCUCACAGUUCUCAGCUAGAUGGGACCAAAGCUUCACCGGCCCCAGACUCACACACUCCCACAUCAGCCUCUGAGAGGGAGAGAGAGAGGAGAGAGAGAAGAGGAGGCAGGAAGAGAGAGCAGCUCAGAGAGCAGAGGGCUGCUGCUUGUGUGCACACCGGCUCACAGAUACAACACAGCCAGUGUGUGUGUGAUCUUUUUUUUUUUUCUUACACUAGCUUUCUCCUCGAGCUGUUGAUGAGGCAGACUGGGUCAGCUCCAUCUCAUCUCAGCCUGGCGUCCAGAGGUGGCCGGCGGGGUCAAAGUGUGUGUCGCUUCUCGAGUGUGUGUGACUUUAUUUUGCAACUCUUGAACACUGGAACUGUACUGUAAGCAUUAUGACUCUUCUCGGCUCUGAACACUCCAUACUGAUACGAAGCAAGUUUAGAUCAGUCCUACAGUUAAGACUUCAGCAGAGGAGGACACGAGAGCAACUGGCAGACCAAGGCAUCAUGCCUCACCCGGCCUCAGACGGCUCCUCUCUGGAGGCCCAGAUGAGGCUAAAGCGAGCCCAGCUCGCCGAGGACCUGAAUGAGAAGCUGGCUCUCAGGCCGGGGCCCCUGGAGCUGGUCCAAAAGAAUAUCAUUCCCCUAGAUUCUGCGGUCACAAUGACAGUAAACCAUGGUAAGUUCCCCAAGCAGGAGGACUCGUAUGCGUUCGAGGAGGACAGCAGCAGUGAGAGUCUGUCUCCAGAGCAGCACCACAGUGAUGAGUCGCAGGGCUCGGCCUGCCCUUCGUCUGAGGCUGUUGGCAGCACGCCCUCCUCCUCCUCCUCACCUGCCCUCACCAGCCCACGACAGGGUGGUGCAGCACGAGACCUAUCUGAUCAAAGCCAGGAUGAAGGCCUGUCUGGUGCCAACAACAGCCAGGCUACUCCCGCAAUACCUGUUCCUGCUAUUGUCAAGUCCAAGACAUCAGACAAGAACCGUCACAAGAAGCCCAAAGAUGUGAAGCCAAAGGUGAAGAAGCUCAAGUACCACCAGUACAUUCCUCCGGACCAGAAGGCAGAGAAGUCCCCUCCACCCAUGGACUCGGCCUACGCCCGCCUCCUCCAGCAGCAGCAGCUCUUCCUGCAACUGCAGAUCCUCAGCCAGCAGAAACAUGCACACACACAUCCACAAUCUCAGCAGCAGCAGCAGCAGCAACACACACACACACCACAGACACAGGCCCAGCAGAGGCAGCCCACCUUCAGCUACCAGCCUCACCCACAGACCCAAACCCAGAAAGGAGUCAGUGAGCAGCUAUCGGCUUGUAACGCCAACGGUCCAUCCAGCCAAACAGUAACAGCCAACAGUAACUCGUCUUCUCCGGUCAAGAACACAUAUCCCAACCAAAGCAACAUCUCACCUGUCAAACCUGGGCCCCUGCCAGCUAACCUGGAUGACCUAAAAGUAUCCGAGCUCAGGCAGCACCUACGUAUUCGUGGCAUGCCCGUCUCUGGCACCAAGACGGCUCUCAUCGAGCGACUCCGGCCCUUCAAGGACUCCAACGCUGGUUCCUCGCCCUCAGGCUCCUCUGACAUCACCACAGUGACCUUCCCUGUCACACCCACAGGGUCCCUGUCCUCCUACCAGUCCCCGUCCUCCACCAGUGCCCUGUCCCAGGGAGGCUACUACCCUUACCCCAGCACCUCCUCCACCCCUCCCAUCUCUCCAGCCUCUUCCGAGCUGUCCCUCAGUGGCUCGCUCCCCGACAGCUUCAGCGACGUGCCCAUGUCCUCACCGACGCAGUUCGCCCUGCAGCCAUCCCCAGCCCAGCUUAACAUGGAGGAUGGCCUGGGCACUGGAGGACAGAGGGGAGGGGAGGGUGGAGGUAUGGAUGGUGUAGAAGCUGAGAAAGAUAAGAUGUUGGUGGAAAAGCAGAAGGUGAUUGAAGAAUUGACGUGGAAGCUGCACCAGGAACAGAGACAAGUUGAAGAGCUGAAGAUGCAGCUCCACAAGAGGAAACGCUGCUAUGGAGCAACACAGGACACCAUCCCUCCUCCAUCUCACCCCUCCAUGCACCACCAGCAGACUCCAGCCAUGAUGGGCCAGCAUUUCUUUGGGGUGACAAUCAAGCAGGAGCCCAUGUCCAUGUCCUCCAGUUGCCCUCUGUCCUCUCCCAAACAGCUGAAGAGCUCUCCUGGCAACUGCAUAGAAGACAUGGGACACUGCAACGCUCCACUCUCCAAUAUGGGGGGUCCCGGAGGACCGCAUUGUAUGGACACAGCCACGUCCUCUGGCAGCCCCUCAACAAUGCCAGCUUUCCUUAGUCCACAGUGCUCACCACAAGACUCUCCCAUUGGGAAGCCUUCUAGUAGCCCCCAGCCUUCGUCUCCUAACAAUCCUUACUUACUGUCACCUCCACUGGGGAGAGAUGGCUGUGGACACCCCCACCCCCAGGGCAACAACAGAGCACGCAGCAUGCAGAUGCAGCAGAAGAAUAGCAGCCAUGCUGUGAACUGUUCUUACCCUUCUGACCAAAGAGGCUUUCAGGGAGUCUUUCCCAACUCUACGGACUGCGGCCACGGCGGCUCAGCCAAGACCGAGAACCAGAAUAUGCAACCAAAGAUGUCAGUAUUGCCAUCUCCUCGGCAUGUUGGCCAAAAGUGCCAGGUCUCUCCCCCCGCCUUCAGUAGCUCAGAUUCAGAUGCAUCUGACUUAAGACAGCCCCCAUGCUAUGAGGAUGCAGUCAAGCAGCAACUGACCAGAAGUCAGCAGAUGGAUGAACUUUUGGAUGUGCUCAUAGAGAGUGGAGAGAUGCCAGCUAACGCCAGAGAAGAGAGAGAGAGGUCCUCUGUAACCAAAGUUGUGCCUCACAUUACUGUGUCCCCAGGGUGUCCCGGCCUCCUCAUCCCGAGGUUCCACAGACACUACGAACAUCUGUCCCCCACCCAGCUCCCAUACGACCACUCAGCAAAUCACAUCACAGAGAGCCACUUGGAGAGUCUGCUAGGAAGUCCAGUUGGCCGGGGAGGGGAGGUAGCCCUUCUCAAAAUGGCCACCGAGGACGGGGGGCAAGAAGAUGAAGGGAACAGAGACGGCGAAGGGUACGGCAGCCCCCACAACCACCAUCGCCACCCUCAUCAUCCCCAACAGGACAAACACGUGACCAGCAGAGAUCUGAUGGACACCCCUCUGUCACCCAUCAGCUCCAAGGUGUCCGCUGUCCCAGAGGUGCAGGGGAUGGUCAGCAUGACUUUUAGCGAGACGCCAUGGGAGUCGAUGGAGUGGCUGGACGUGACGCCACUCAACUCGGCCGUGGCCUUCAGCGUUGCUCCACCAAGCGGCCCAAGCAUCUUCAACACAGAGUUCCUGGAUGUCACAGACAUUAACUUGAACUCUGCCAUGGACCUUCACCUGGAGCACUGGUGAGAGAGCAUCACUGCCACCAAAGCCAAGACACCAGCUUACAAGUAGCUGUACGGACCACUCAUAUCAGCUAUGAUCCUACCAAAGAACAUUUAAAUUCUACCUUAACAGCUUCAGUCCAAGUGCCAGACUUUGUUGUAACACAGUGGGAUGUGACAGUAGACCAUUAGCCUACAUCCAGAGAUUGAUGGAUUGACGGCUAAGUCAGACUUCUAUUUUGACUUCUUCUCUCCACUUCACUGAACAAGUUUUUUUAUGUUGUCGUUAUCCCCAGAAUCCAAAGACUAAGUGCUUUUUGACAUGAUCUUUGUCCGCUUUUUGGACAACAGCGCGCACAACUGCCAAAUAAGUAUGACAGUGGACACAUGAAGGAUUUUCUAGACGAUGGAAACAACGUGAUUACAGCGCUUUAUACCAACACUUUAUGCAAUAUCAGUGUUACGCCACCUCGACUUGAAGACACAUUUUGACAAUCAUCAUUGUAUAUUUUCUGAGUCUAUGUUUGUAUUACUGGAAAAAAAACAAGAGGAAUUACAAGGUGAAUUGGAUUGCUGAGUACGGCCAUUUUGUAAAUAUCUUAACUGUGUGUGCUGACAGAGACAAGUUGACGUCUGCAUAUUUUGUCAGUGGUGUGGGAGACGACACAAACCACAAAUCAAGUGUUUUAUGUAAUCAGUACAAUCAAUGUAAAUAUGACAAAAAAAAAAUCUCACUGUGCACCUCUAGCUAAACCACAUUUGUCACCAAUUGCUUGAGCUUAGAAUAUGUGUGUCUGAAGGACUUUUUUGUAUACAACUUUCUUUACACUAUUCGGCGUAUUUAUCCACAGAAUGACAUCAUGGAGAGAAAUGAAUGUCUUUGAGAAAACUUUGGUCUUAUCAGUUUGAACCUGCAGACAAACUGUGCCUUAUUUGCAACAGCUUUUUAUUAAAAUAAUUUUAUUCCACUUUCCCCUUUACAAUGGAUUAUUAAUUUGCUUUUCCCUGAAAGCUGUUGACAGAUAUUAAUAUGAAAAAAAUCUCCAACAUGUCUGUUUUUUCUUGAACUGCAAAAUCAAAUGUUCAUGACAAGUACAACUUCAUCUCUAUUUUUUCUAAGUUUUUUUUUGUCCUUACAAAUUUUGCCCUUUUUCAUUCCCAGGCCAAUCACAUUUAUUUAUUUUGUGUUUUUUUUUAUAUUUAUACUUUAUCCUGUAUUUAUACUGACAUUCCUUUCUAAUAGAUUGGGGCUCUUUGAUUUAACGGAAAAAACUCCAUUUUGACCACGUUUGACAUUUCUUAGUAAAUCAGUUCUCUUAAAAAAAUGUGAUGCGAAGUGAAGGAACCACUUGGAAAAGCCAUGCUUUCUUAAAUCCCUUUUUCUUUAAAGAGUCAUAUGAAGUGUCCUUUAUUAGCACUUGUGAAUAGGAAAAUGUAAUAUAUUCUGAUGUUGACUGUGAAUGCUGCAUAUUAACACGGCAGAAACUUGUACCAGAGCCAGCGUAUACACAGAGUAGUCACACUAAUGGGAUCAUUUCAGAGUCAAAACACCUUUAAGGUUUCAGUUUUGGUCACAUGUAAAAACUUAAAGGAUGGAUACCACUUUUUAUACACAGUGGUAUUGAUCUUCUUAUGUAGCUAACUCUUGGGGGAAAAAACAAAUUAGUAUGAGUACUAAAAUGUCAAAUUGUCAAAGGUCCAGUGUGUGGAAAUUAGUGGCAUCUAGUGGAGACGUUUCAGAUUGCAACCAAGUGAAAACCCCUCAUCUCUCCCUCUCGGUUCAAGCAUGAUGGAGAAACUACACCAUGAAAAACGCGAAAGGUCCUAUGUAGAGCCGGUGUUUGGUUUGUCCCUUCUGGGAUGCUGUAGAAAUAAAGUGGUUCAAAAUGGUGGACUCCAUGAAAGAGGACCCGCUCCCUCCCUAACUGUAAAGUUACAUAAACAUAAUUCUUAUUUUCAGGUGAUUUUAUACUAAUGAAAACAUAACUAUGAAUAUUAUGUUCUAUUUCUGUCAAUAGGAAAUAGGAAAACACACUGGACCUUUAAAGUGUAUUGGCCAAGUGAUCUGUUGCAUUUACAUUUGUCCUCUGUAAACAUGGGACUCACUUUGUGUUCCAUUCUGACCAAAUAUUGUUUUUUUUUUCCUGUUACUUCCAAAGUGUUGCACUUAUAAAAUGGGUUCUCUUGAAUAUAUGACAAAGCUGAUAUUCUUUUCUUCUCGUCUUCUGUUGUAAUAAUAUCGACCAGCCUUGUUUUGAUCUUGUGGGGUUUGUUCUGCGAUCACUUCCCCUGAUCAAGAAAAGAAAAUCAUCACCUGACAGAAGCUUCCAUGUUGCUUGGCCACUGACUUGCUUUACUAUUGUUAAAAAAAAAAAAGUUAAGAAAAAAAACAAACAGUAUUUGCUUGCAUCCUGUAUACUACAGAAAGAAGAGCAAUAAACUUAUCACAGCAAACUCA
Molecule: messenger RNA, 5829 nt
Organism: Larimichthys crocea (large yellow croaker)
Lineage: Eukaryota; Metazoa; Chordata; Actinopteri; Sciaenidae
Gene: myocd
Product: myocardin
Exons: 13
Coding region: 379-3396 (1005 amino acids)
Biological process (GO): smooth muscle cell differentiation; cardiac muscle cell differentiation; positive regulation of transcription by RNA polymerase II
Cellular component (GO): nucleus
Molecular function (GO): transcription coactivator activity
Source: RefSeq, a predicted model, not a curated record